This is a messenger RNA of Oryza sativa Japonica Group (Japanese rice), 1702 nucleotides long. Its product is annotated as transcription factor bHLH48. Gene Ontology annotation, biological process: regulation of DNA-templated transcription. NCBI's taxonomy places the organism in Eukaryota, Viridiplantae, Streptophyta, Magnoliopsida, Poales, Poaceae. The record is from RefSeq and is a predicted model, not a curated record. Gene Ontology annotation, molecular function: DNA-binding transcription factor activity; protein dimerization activity. Gene Ontology annotation, cellular component: nucleus.
CUCCUUUGCCUUACUCGCGCCGAGAGAGGCCGAGAGCGAAGCGAAAGGCAAAGAGAAAGCAAAGCACAUCGCGACGCCGACCUCUAUAAAUACCUCCACUAUUCUCCCCCACCCCCCUCGCCUCCGGCCUCCUCCUCGUCCCCAACUUCGCCGCCGCCGUCUCUCGCCUCCGCGCCAAUGCGCCACCAUUCCCCGCCGCCGCCGCCGGACCUCUCCUCCGCCGUGGGCGAGAUCCACCCGCCGCUCGCCUCCGCCGCGCGCUCUUCCUCCAACGGUGGAGGCAGCGGGGGCUCCUUCACCGCGCUGCUGGGGCUCCCGACCUCCCAGGCGAUGGAGCUCCUUCUCCCCACCGCCGCCGCCUCCGCGCCGCCGCCCCCGCCCGCGUUCCCCGCCGACCCGCACCUCGUCGACCGCGCAGCCCGGUUCUCCGCGUUCGCCUCCCCUUCGCCGCCCUCCCCGCCGCCUCCUCCUCCCCCUCCCCCUUCCUCCUCCUCCAAGCGCAAGCCCGACCCCGCCUCCAAGGGGAAGGCGGCUGCGAAGAAGGGGAAGACGGCGGCGAGCGGCGAGGACGGUGGCGACGGCGGCGAGGACGAGAAGCCGGCGUACGUGCACGUGAGGGCGAGAAGAGGGCAAGCCACCGACAGCCACAGCCUCGCCGAGCGGGCGAGACGCGAGAAGAUCAAUGCGAGGAUGGAGCUUCUCAAGGAGCUGGUCCCCGGAUGCAGUAAGCUUUUGCCUUUGGAAGGAUACAAUUGCCAAGGAGUUUUGUGCAAAGUAUCAGGAACAGCACUGGUACUGGAUGAGAUCAUCAAUCAUGUCCAAUCUCUUCAAAGGCAAGUUGAGUACUUGUCAAUGAGGCUCGCAGCUGUAAAUCCGAGGGUCGACUUUGGUGGGCUAGACAACUUCUUGACUACGGAGUGUGGAAGGAUAACAGGCUUGAACUACAAGAAUGGAAUGGAUUUGGAGCAGGUCACCUGGCCAGACAUGGGCGUCCAUGGAGCAAGGAAUCUCAUGCAACUACAACAGCAGUUCUGGCAUGGUGAUUUAGCACACCCGCUCCAGCCGCCUUCACAGUGGGAAAAGCGGACGGAUACCAAUCCCCCUGUCUUUAGCAAUUCAAGUUCCUCCCUCUUCGGCUAUGAUCUAGCAAGCUCUGGAGCGCCGGCCCAGACAGGCAACAAGCUAAAGACGGAGCUGUGAGCCUGUGACCAACGGUGGUGGUAGUGAUAGCAAGCAGGUCAGCAGAGCAAGCCAAACAAACAUACGUGAGCUGUGGACAAUGGCGGCUGGAUGUCAGGAGAGCUAGCUAGCUAGCUAGGCGUGAGCUGUGGACUGACGGCUGCUGCUGCUGCUGCUGCUGCUGUGGAUGGUUGGCAACGUCUUGUGCAGUGCAGCAGUGCGGUGCAUGGGACUUUCAUUGAUUUUGGAGGCCGGAUUCUGAGACGAUGUACAUAUGGAAUGCAAGAUAUAGAGAGAUACUGUUGUUGCUGUUGUUGGAGACUCUUGGAGCUGGAGGUGAUGGAUAUGGAGGUUUUACUGCUGCUAUCUUUUUUUGUAGAGAUGAGCGAGAGAUACUGUGGAUUCUUUUCUUGCUGAUGUAUUCUUGGUGUAUGCCUGACUACGAUGGUUUAAUGUCAAGGUUAUAUGAGCAGCAUUUAUUUGGUGAACAAGUUAAACGAAGUUUAAGGGGUCCAAAGUUAAA